GUCUUGUAGAGAAGAUUGGGGCUCUGUUCCUGUGCUCAGUAGUAGGCACUAGUCUUGUAGAGAAGAUUGGUGCUCUGUUCCUGUGCUCAGUAGUAGGCUCUAGUCUUGUAGGGAAGAUUGGAGGCUCUGUUCCUGUGCUCAGUAGUAGGCACUAGUCUUGUAGGGAAGAUUGGGGCUCUGCUCCUGUGCUCAGUAGUAGGCACUAGUCUUGUAGAGAAGAUUGGGGCUCUGUUCCUGUGCUCAGUAGUAGGUGCUGGUCUUGUAGAGAAGAUUGGGGCUCUGUUCCUGUGCUCAGUAGUAGGCACUAGUCUUGUAGAGAAGAUUGGAUGCUCUAUUCCUGUGCUCAGUAGUAGGCACUAGUCUUGUAGAGAAGAUUGGGGCUCUGUUCCUGUGCUCAGUAGUAGGCACUAGUCUUGUAGGGAAGAUUGGGGCUCUGUUCCUGUGCUCAGUAGUAGGCACUAGUCUUGUAGAGAAGAUUGGGGCUCUGUUCCUGUGCUCAGUAGUAGGCGCUAGUCUUGUAGAGAAGAUUGGAUGCUCUGUUCCUGUGCUCAGUGGUAGGCACUAGUCUUGUAGAGAAGAUUGGGGCUCUGUUCCUGUGCUCAGUAGUAGGUGCUGGUCUUGUAGAGAAGAUUGGGGCUCUGUUCCUGUGCUCAGUAGUAGGCGCUAGUCUUGUAGAGAAUAUUGGAUGCUCUGUUCCUGUGCUCAGUGGAAGGCACUAGUCUUGUAGAGAAGAUUGGGGCUCUGUUCCUGUGCUCAGUAGUAGGUGCUGGUCUUGUAGAGAAGAUUGGAUGCUCUGUUCCUGUGCUCAGUAGUAGGUGCUGGUCUUGUAGAGAAGAUUAGGGCUCUGUUCCUGUGCUCAGUAGUAGGUGCUGGUCUUGUAGAGAAGAUUGGAUGCUCUGUUCCUGUGCUCAGUAGUAGGCACUAGUCUUGUAGAGAAGAUUGGGGCACUGUUCCUGUGCUCAGUGGUAGGCACUAGUCUUGUAGAGAAGAUUGGGGCUCUGCUCCUGUGCUCAGUAGUAGGCACUAGUCUUGUAGGGAAGAUUGGGGCUCUGUUCCUGUGCUCAGUAGUAGGCACUAGUCUUGUAGGGAAGAUUGGGGCUCUGUUCCUGUGCUCAGUAGUAGGCACUAGUCUUGUAGGGAAGAUUGGGGCUCUGUUCCUGUGCUCAGUAGUAGGCACUAGUCUUGUAGAGAAGAUUGGGGCUCUGUUCCUGUGCUCAGUAGUGGGUGCUGGUCUUGUAGAGAAGAUUGGAUGCUCUGUUCCCGUGCUCAGUCUCUAUUAGAGGAGAUUGGGUCCUGCAAGCCUGCCGUCAGCAGUAGGAGAUGGACAGUUGCAGAGAAGUUUGAGGGCUCUGGAUUGAAGUUUAUGUAUCUGCUGUAUAAGUUCUCAUUGUAGACUGGUUUAUGGAAGGAAUAAUGCAGAAGCUGUGAUAGAUUCAGCACGGUGCAUGUAAAAGGUAUAAGCACGGGAGCUGUGGGAAGAAUUGAUGUAGCACAGGACUGGUUAUAAUGCAGUAGUGACAGGUGGCCAGAGACACAGCAAAUAUAGGCUACACAGGGAACUCUAAGUAUAUUGUAUUAAUGUAGUGUAGUAUAAUCACGGUAAGUGUUGUAAGACCAGCAGAGGACCAGCAAUGAGACUUGUAUAAGAGCUUAUAAGAGACAUAGGACAUAGCGCACAUUGAGGUGCUGGAGCCUUCGUGGAGCCUGGGUGUCUGAGCAACAAUUGGCUGUGUACAUAGGACUUGGACCUCCUGUAGAAGAGCUUGUGUAGUGCUUACAUCACCUGCGCAGCGUGGAGCGAGGCUGCCAGAGUCACCGUCUAUUCACAUUCAGAAAGUCAUAUCAGUGACUGGGAGGCCUUCUACUAAACCAGCACAUUCCUCUCUCAUGUAACGGUGGAGCUAUCGCUGCUGCAGAGGGGGAUACAUUGGAUGCCAUAGUGUCUGGAUCACAGAGGUAUAUCACUGCCCAGAACAUAUUUUUUGUAUAUUUUUGUGACUUGUGACAUCAUCUUUGCAUUUUUAAAAACAAAUACUGCUGACAGCACCACGGGCGGACUCGCCCCGUAAUGUUUUCUUUCAGACGUUCAUAGUACUCUCUUUUUUUUUUUUUUUUUUGGCACCGUUUCCGUUACUUGGAAGUGACUCUUUUUUUUCUCUUGGGGGAUGAACAUUGGGGCUCUCUGUACCCCAGCCUCCUAGAGGUUACCCAGGAUGAAGAAGCUGAAUUUCCGUAAAGUUUUGGAGGGCUUAACUGCCUCGUCCCCCGUUGGCGGCGGUGGAGCAGCGGUGGGUGGUGGAACCGGUGGCGGCUGCUCACUAUAUCCAUCCGGGACGCUUGGUGCCGUUGUGUCGCCCCGAGAUGCGGACGUCCAGGAGAGCCUGACCUCUGAACAGUUCCAUAUCUGCAAGACCGUACGCCAUGGAUUUCCAUACCAGCCCACUGCUUUAGCCUUUGACCCUGUCCAAAAGAUUUUGGCGAUCGGCACACGGACCGGAGCUGUACGCAUACUGGGCCGGCCUGGUGUGGACUGCCACUGCCAGCACGAUAGCACCGCGGCAGUACUGCAUCUCCAGUUCUUAAUCAACGAGGGUGCCUUGGUCACUGCGUGUGCUAACGAGACGCUCCACUUGUGGAACCUGAGACAGAAGCGGCCGGCUGUACUUCAUUCCCUUAGAUUUAACAAAGAGCGGAUUACCUGCUGCCAUCUGCCUUUCCAGAGUAAGUGGCUGUACGUCGGGACGGAGAGAGGAAACACACACAUUGUAAAUAUAGAAUCCUUCGUUCUGUCCGGAUAUGUCGUCAUGUGGAACAAGGCCAUAGAACUAUCUACCAAGGCUCACCCGGGACCAGUUGUACAUUUAAGCGACACGCCGCGAGAUGAAGGAAAGUUACUCAUAGGAUAUGAAAGUGGGACAAUUGUGCUUUGGGACUUGCGAUGUAAAAGAGCCGAUGUUCGGUUUUAUUACGACGAGGCGAUCCACUCUAUAGGGUGGCACCACGAAGGCCGGCAGUUCAUGUGCAGCCAUUCUGACGGCAGCCUCUCGGUGUGGAAUGUGAAGAACCCAGCCCGGCCCUUCCAGGUCACUACUCCCCAUGGGAAAAUUCAAAGGGAUGGAAGAAAAGCGGAAUCGUGUAAACCCAUUCUGAAAGUUGAAUACAGAACGUGUAAGAACAGUGAGCCAUUUAUCAUCUUCUCUGGAGGCUUGUCCUAUGAUAAAGCCAGCAGAAGACCCAGUCUAACCAUCAUGCAUGGGAAGGCAAUCACCGUGCUGGAAAUGGACCACCCUAUUGUGGACUUCCUCACGCUGUGUGAGACACCAUAUUCAAACGAAUUCCAAGAACCUUACGCUGUGGCUGUGCUCAUGGAGAGAGACCUGAUCGUGGUGGACCUGACACAAAGCAAUUUUCCAAUCUUUGAGAACCCAUAUUCCAUGGACAUCCAUGAGUCGCCGGUGACCUGUACGGAAUAUUUCGCAGACUGUCCCCCUGACCUGAUUCCAGUGCUUUAUUCUGUUGGAGCAAAGCACAAAAAACAAGGCUACAGCAACAAGGAAUGGCCAAUAACUGGAGGUAUUUGGAACCUUGGAACUACAGCCUACCCUGAAAUUAUCAUCACAGGGCACGCCGAUGGUUCUGUGAAGUUCUGGGACGCGUCAGCCAUCAACCUUCAGAUGCUGUACAAGCUGAAAACAUCCAAGGUGUUUGAGAAGCAGAAGCUGGGAGAGGGGAAGCAGCCAACGGACACAGUAGAGGACGAUCCCUUCGCCAUCCAAAUGAUGUCUUGGUGUCCGGAGAGCAGAGUCUUCUGCGUAGCUGGAGUUUCCACCUACGUCAUAGUCUAUAGAUUCAGCAAGACCGAGGUGGUGACGGAAAUAGCGUCCCUAGAAUUUCGGCUGCAGUACGAGGUGGAGGAUCUCAUAACGCCUGACCCAGAUUCCAUCCCUCCUUUUCCUGAGCCCACCUGUCAGCCUCUGUCCCUGAAGAGCAGGAACCUGGCUGGCAGUGCCAACACUGUGGCCGGGGAAGGGCCGCUGAGGGACAGCGUGCCAUGUCUCAGUGUGAAGAACCGGCCAGUGCGGAUGCCCCCCGGGUACCAGGCGGAACUGGUCGUCCAGCUUGUGUGGGUGGACGGAGAACCUCCUCAGCAGAUCACCAGCCUGGUUGUCAGCUCUGCCUAUGGCCUGGUGGCCUUUGGGAACGGGAACGGCCUGGCUGUUGUAGACUACAUCCAGAAGAACAUCCUACUGAGCAUGGGGACCAUUGAGUUGUACGGAAGCAGUGACCCCUACCAGCGGCAGCCGCGCUCUCCUCGCAAGAGUAAGCAGUUCACCGCAGACAACUUUUGCAUGCGUGGCCUGUCUAAUUUUUACCCAGAUUUAACGAAACGGAUCCGUACUUCUUAUCAGAGUCUAACGGAACUCGCCGACAGCCCUGUGUCGCUGGAGCUGGACCGCUGCAAGUCUCCGACAUCAGAUCACGUUAACGGCCACUGUACAAGUCCAACAUCACAGACCUGCAGUUCAGGGAAGCGGAUCUCCAGUGCUGAUGCCACGAAAGCCAACAGAAGAGGUCCGGGGAGACCCCCGUUCCGGAAAGCACAGUCUGCAGCGUGCAUGGAGAUAUCCCUGCCAGUCACUUGUGAAGCAGUAGGUUACAUAUCCAGACGGGCAAUGCUUCAGCAGUUACACGGAGUCAGUACAUACUCAAAUGAUGAAUCCCACUAUUCUCCCAACUCGUGGCCAGAGAAAGAGACUCGGGAAAGCAACGUCAGCCGCUCACGCAGCUCCAGUGUGUCCAGCAUCGAUAAAGAGUCCAAGGAGGCCGUCACGGCCUUGUACUUCAUGGAGUCCUUCGCCCGGAAGAACGACCCGUCCCCUCUGCCAUGCCUGUGGGUGGGGACCAGCCUGGGGAUGGUGCUGAUCGUAUCCCUCAAUGUGCCGGUCACCGAAGAGCAGAGGCAGACGGAGCCGGUGCUGGUCUCUCCUAGCGGUACCGUGCUCACGCUGAAGGGGGCCGUGCUCAGGAUCUCCUGCCUGGACUGUAUGGGCUCCUUAAUACACCCCUCGUACGAAGUUUGGAGGGACCCGAACAGCACAGAAGACAACGAGAGGACGAGGAAGAGGAAACUGGUCACGUUCUCUCCAUCCUCAUCCCAAGAUAUGAGCGACCAUCAGUUUGCUGUCGUCUGCUCGGAAAAGCAAGCCAAAGUGUUCUCUCUGCCUUCCCAGACCUGCCUGUACGUCCACAACAUCACCGAGACCUCCUUCCUGCUGCAGGCCGACGUGGUGAAUAUGUGCAACACCGUCCUGCUGGCGUGCUUCUGUGCCAACGGGCACCUCAUGACAAUAAGCCUCCCCAGCCUCCGUCCUCUGCUAGAUGUCAAUUACUUGCCAUUAACGGACAUGAGAAUAGCGAGGACAUUCUGCUUCACCAAUGGCGGGCAAGCGCUGUACCUGUGCUCUCCCAGCGAGAUCCAAAGAAUCACUUACAGCCAGGUGAUGUGCGACAGUCUGCAGGACAUGCUCGGAGACCUCUUCUCGCUGGUGGAGACUCCAGAAGCUCAGAACAGGGGCUUCCUGAAAGGACUGUUUGGUGGAAGCGGACAGACCAUUGACAGAGAGGAGCUAUUUGGUGAAGCCUCCGCCGGUAAAGCCUCUCGCAGCCUGGCACAGCAUAUCCCAGGACAGGGCGGCAUAGAGGGGGUAAAAGGAGCGGCGACCGGAGUGGCCGGAGAUUUAUACCGAGCUCGGAUAGCCCUGGAUGAGAGAGGACAGAGGCUGGGCGAGCUGGAGGAUAAGACGGAACGCAUGUUAUCAAGUGCAGAAUCCUUCUCCAAACACGCACACGAGCUGAUGGUGAAACACAAGGACAAGAAGUGGUAUCAGUUCUGAGCUGCGGUGCCGCGGGAGGAAUGACGUCUCCGGCCUAUCAGGGACUGCGCAUUGACUCCAGCAUUCUUCAGCAUCACAGUGUGCAACACUUCAUGGUGCGGUGUCCGCACAGGAGACGGUGCCGACAGUGAAGGGACAUUCCGCACCGCUACCUUAGUGACCGCCCCCUUCCCUGCAGCCGAGACCAGCGGCGGAAUCCCACCUCUUCAAGGACUUCUCACAAGGGCAUGUCAACUUUUCUAAAGUGUUUUUCUGAAGACAAAAUAUAAGUGUCCUGUAAAACUAGGCUUCCGUGCGCUCCCGGCGCCAGACUGCGCAGACAACGUAGAACCCUAAUUGCAUGACAGGAAGAGCCGCAUGCUGGGGAGAAAGGGUUUAUAGAGACGCGGGAGGAAGGGAGCGUCUCUCACCGAGGUCAGAGCAGAGCGACAGUAUUUCCAUGUGUGCGCCUAGUUCCUCGCUACGUAACUUAGAGCUUUGUCUUUGCCGCACUUAGAGCCUCGCCGCGUCGUAUCCUGCAGGAGAGGGCUGUACAGAUGUAUAAAGAGAGGAAUUAUAUUUACGUCCCGGGCGCUGGGGUGUACCACCAUCUACCACACACCUUAUGUAAAUGAGCCUACAGGCUGUGUACUGUAAGUGACUGUGGCGCACUGCCAGCAGUUUACAGGAGGUAGGUACCAGUCGCCCGGAUCUUUCCAUAGAAUAGUUAUACAAAUUAAAGCAAAAUGUAUGUGUUUGAAAUUAAAGUGUAAUUUGACAUCCCUUUAA
This is a messenger RNA of Pseudophryne corroboree (corroboree frog), 6662 nucleotides long. RefSeq names its product syntaxin binding protein 5L (gene STXBP5L). The coding region runs from base 2214 to 5894 and encodes 1226 amino acids. The transcript has 28 exons. NCBI's taxonomy places the organism in Eukaryota, Metazoa, Chordata, Amphibia, Anura, Myobatrachidae. Gene Ontology annotation, biological process: regulation of protein secretion; regulation of exocytosis. Gene Ontology annotation, molecular function: GTPase activator activity; syntaxin binding; myosin II binding. Gene Ontology annotation, cellular component: plasma membrane; cytoplasm; SNARE complex. The record is from RefSeq and is a predicted model, not a curated record.